GUGAUCGACCCUGACUGACUAAUUUUAUGACGUUAUUUCCAAUGACGUAUCAUCGGUCGGUUUGGAGUCAGUUUCGCCCUUGUGACUGCAGCAUUAUCAUACCUUUACUCAAGAAUAGCGUAUGAAUUAAAUACCUUAUAGUAGUAGUCUCACUGGAGGUUGCAUCAUUCGACUGAACGACUUGGGACAAAGACUGAACACCACUUUGCGAUCAAGGGUGUACUUUUGAUUGAAAGUCGAAAUGGAGAUUGAGGUUAUGGGAAUGUCGAUGUCAUUGACAUGUCUGUUGGCCUGGUUCACUCUCGGAUUCGUCACCCUGUACACAUUAUAUACCGCCCUCUGGACCCACAGUUAUUGGAAGCGGAAGGGAGUGCCGUACGAACCAGCUCUACCUCUAAUUGGAAACCCAAUCUUCACAUCAAGAACAAAAAUCCCUGAAAUUUUCGAAGAGUGGACGAGAAAAUAUGGGAAGUUCUACGGGACGUUUUCAUUUAGUGUUCCCGUCAUUGUCGUGAGUGAUCCCGAGAUAUUACGACUUGUUCUGGUGAAGAGCUUCAACAAUUUCCACAACAGAGUUAGCUUUCCGCAGAUUCCCGAUGAACUUCAAAGUAUGGUGUCACUGGCGGAAGGGGAGCGCUGGAAGGAAAUAAGAAACAUCUUAACCCCGACAUUCAGCGGGGCAAAGAUGAAACAGAUGUCCAAUCUUGUAAACGCUAGCGCAGACAGUCUGGUCAAACACAUUGGGAUCAAACAGAAAGAUAGAGGGUACAUCGAAUGUCAAGAUAUCUUUGGGGCCUUCGUCAUGGAUACUGUCGGAAGUUGUGCGUUUGGUCUUGACAUCGAUUCCCAGUCUGAUCCGAGAAAUCCUUUCGUGAGCAAUGCUAAAAAGGCCUUCCAGUUUGACGUCUGGAACCCAUUCUUCAUUAUCGGAAGCAUGAUUCCAGCUUUGGGGAGAGUCUUUACUUACUUCCGACUCGGAUUGUUCAUGGGCGCCGAUGUAGUCGAUUUCUUCAAAGAUGUCAACAAGAAAGCAAUUGCUUUGAGAAAUGAUAUUACAUCAGGAUCCGACUCCAAGAGGGUUGACUUCCUUCAGUUACUGCUUGAUGCGCAGAAACAUGAAAACGUCAACAAAGUUUACAAACCCGAAGAGGAGGAGGAUGAGGACGAUAUCCAUGCUGAUUUGGACAAACAUCACGAUACCCAGUAUCACUCAAGGGGUAUGGGCAAGAAAAAACCUCUGACAGACAACGAGGUCCUAGCUCAGGUGCUGAUCUUCUUCACCGCUGGUUCCGAGACUACCACCACUCUCCUAGGUUUCAUCGCGUAUUCUUUGGCCACCAACCCUGAGGUCCAGGAGAAGCUAAUCCAGGAGAUUGACAAGAUGACGCCCUCUCGUGACGACGCCGGGUACAAGUCUGUUGCAACCAUGCCUUACCUUGAUCAAGUUGUUUGCGAAACCCUGAGGUUGUUCCCACCUGCUGCGGUUGCAAAUCGCAUGUGCAAUGAGACCUUUGAACACAAUGGCGCCAUCAUUGAGAAGGGAACCCAAGUCUUCAUACCAAUAUACACCAUUCAUCACGAUCCUGACUACUGGCCUCAACCAAAGAAGUUCAUCCCAGAAAGAUUCACCAAAGAGGCCCGAGCCAAACAGCAUCCAUUCGCUUGGCAACCAUUCGGUGCUGGCCCUCGCAACUGCAUCGGAAUGCGCUUCGCUCUCAUGGAAACAAAGAUGGCGGUUGUGCGCGUGCUUCAGAACUUCCGGUUUGAGACUUGCACACAGACUGAGAUUCCUCCUAAGUUCAACAUUACCGGCUUCCUGACCCCACCCAAUGGAAUAACACUAAAAGCAGUGCCCAGAGCUGACAAGGUUGCCUGAGGUCAUGACCAAAUCCCGAAAUGAUUACAAAAAAUGUAAUGAUAAGACAUCUGAAAUUUACAAUUUAUAGAACCUGGGUUCUUUAGGUUAAAACAUAAAAUUAAUUACUUUGAAUGGCAAAGGAGGCGCAUCAGCGCAUGAUUUAUUUUUCCACGUUUUGAAAAAAAAAUCUUAAAUAAUUUCUCAGCUAUACGCUGUAGAUAACAAGAACAAUGAAAUAAAUUUGUGCAAUGGAUGGAAUGCAUUUUUCAAACGCUGUUAAUUAUGUUACUGCUGUAUCGUCUGGAUAUUCACGUCUUGCUACGCUAAACAUGAUCAUAUGCAGAAAAUGUGACCUCUUUAUGUUUAUGUCAAUUGCAAUAUGCAAGUGUUUUAACAAUAAUAUAAACAUGAUAAACCUGUAAGAACGAAUAAAUACAUUUAUAUGUUGUAGCUCUUUAAGUAUCUUCUAUUUGUUUCUGUCAACCCUGUUUCUGUUAACCCAAAUUGAUUUACGAAUAAAAUGAAGAAGAUAAUUAAUUGCCCUGAAUGUAUCCCAACAUUCAUUUUCCGAAUAUUCAGAAGUAUCAAGAAUCUAUAUCGGAUUUUGCAGAGGAUUUCCUGGCUUGUUAUUUUGUAUUAGAUCUCUCUUUAUUCACUCAACUCAACUAUAAUUGACUACAAAUUCAGCCCUCAAAGUAGACGGUAUCAUCAGUACUAAAGUCCAAAUCAAUUUGUCAUUAUGGAGACAUUUAUAUUGAUUGCUUUGAGAACUGUCUUUAAAAGAAAACAAUGUUCUUGUCUAUUCUCAUAAUCAUUUAUUUACAUAAGUAGUGUAUAUUCUGUUAAAUGUAUGUUAUCUUGAAAAACAGCCCCAACGGACGGAGAUCCAACUCUAUCAGCUGAUCAGCGUACACAGCUGCUAAUGAGGCCCAACGAAAGAUGGCGUUGCUUUACUGACACAAAAACAAACAUUUAAUGAUUUGAAUCUAGAACUUACAUAUGACC
This is a messenger RNA of Lytechinus pictus (painted urchin), 2863 nucleotides long. RefSeq names its product cytochrome P450 3A5-like. The transcript is spliced from 13 exons. The coding region runs from base 242 to 1876 and encodes 544 amino acids. Gene Ontology annotation, molecular function: oxidoreductase activity, acting on paired donors, with incorporation or reduction of molecular oxygen; steroid hydroxylase activity; heme binding. NCBI's taxonomy places the organism in Eukaryota, Metazoa, Echinodermata, Echinoidea, Temnopleuroida, Toxopneustidae. The record is from RefSeq and is a predicted model, not a curated record.